Messenger RNA from Paramecium sonneborni, 192 nucleotides. NCBI's taxonomy places the organism in Eukaryota, Ciliophora, Oligohymenophorea, Peniculida, Parameciidae. The record is from the annotation of a GenBank genome assembly.
AUGUGUCAUUAAAGUGCUUUUUAUUUUUGUAGUCUAUGUAUUAGUAAUGGAUUAAUUGAAAUUCUACAUUUAAUUCUUAGUCAAUUUGAUAUUACUAAAUAAUAAGAUAAUAAAGAAGCUUAAGAUACUAUUAAUAAAAAAUUAAUUUUUAGAUCAACUAUUUUGAUAAUGAAGUUUAUUAUAGAAUUUUGA